AUGCUCGCACAGAACCGUGUCUAUAGUCAAAACCUCGCGUACUACGAGAUCCGAAUGGGUGUUGCCUUUUUUCAUGAUAUGCAUCACCGUUGCAUUACCCACCCAUAUAUGCAAUGGGCCUUUGGUGCGGUGAUGGAAAGCAAGCAAUGCCAAGUACCGCUCGUGCUUCCACCUGCGGGAUAUCAUGGAAGGUGUUUUUUUCCCAAGCCCCCCCCCCGGGCAAGCGGGACUUCCCCCGAAUCUGCGAACAACAACGCGCCCUAUCCGCACAUGGGGGCGUCAGUGAACAACGUGGCUGGGGUUGGUGAAGUUCGCGGCGGGCGUACUGGUCUGUUUUCCAACAACUUGCCAAGCCAUUGGCGGGCAAAUUGA
Messenger RNA from Trypanosoma grayi, 372 nucleotides. RefSeq lists its product as hypothetical. Lineage: Eukaryota; Euglenozoa; Kinetoplastea; Trypanosomatida; Trypanosomatidae. Bases 1 to 372 code for a protein of 123 amino acids. The transcript has a single exon. The record is from RefSeq and is a predicted model, not a curated record.